UUUCUACCAAAUUCACUGUCAUUUCACUACUAGAAAAAUUGUCAUAUGUGUGUGAGUGAACUUUACUACUAGAAAAAAAGUACGAGAACUCGAAAAAUGAGGUUAUGUUACCGAAAACAAAAACAAUGGAGGAGUUUCUCAAACUAAAUUGGUCAAAGAAGUAUCCCAAACAUCUGAGAUAUGGAAAAGAUGUUUAUUCCUGUGGAUUUUCUGAUGAUGAAGAAGACGUGUAUGUUUGCCAUUUGAAUGAAAUUAAUCCAGAAUUCUACGGGAGGACGCAUAAACCUCAGCAGCACGCUGAGAAACAGGAAAUAAGGACAACCGACAGCCUGACAAAUUCCCAAAAUGCACGAGAUGAGGGAGGAUUGCACCUGUUUCGAAAGUUCCCAAAUCGUUCAAAAAUCCCGCGAAAUAUUCAUAUGAGCUGCUUACGAUACCUCAGAAAGAUUGAAGAUCUUCACGGUGAUGGUGAUCUUUCCCCGGAGCUGAAUAGUGAUGGAAAAAAUUACCUUUCCAGCGAAGCUAUGAGGAAGGCAGAGAAACAGGAGUUUUGUGAAUUUGUUAAGAAUUACUUCAUGACCUACCUUAGCCAUCGAUUUCUCAAAAUCGACGUGGGAAUGGAGGAUAUUUUAAUUGAGCAAUGGAAGAAAAGUAUUCAGGACGUAAAGAAGAGGAAAGAUCAAAAUUAUCAGCUACAGACUGCAUUAGGCUUGGAUUAUCGCCUUCCCGGAGAUGAAGAAGUCAGUUUUGUGCAUGAGAAGGAAGUCUACCGUACAGGAAAUGUCUCAAAAAUAAAUUGUAGCUUCUCUAGCACGGAAAUGCUGUCUUUGGAACAAAACUCUGAGCAAUUGAGAGCCUAUCUGGGCGACAACGGUGACAAAAAUUCCAGAAGGAAAGACGAAACAACGAGGAUUGUCAGAGAUCUUGCUGAAGAGAAUUCAAUCGACUUUAUAUUGCCACUUGAAGCUAUUGAGAUGAUGGUGAAUGGGAUGAAAAUAUCUUGGAAUGUCCCUUUUAGAAUUGAAGACACUGGAAAGAGAACUUUGGGGAUUAUUGACAAACCUCUUCCACCUUUGAGCAUUAACACAAAACAGAGAAAUGCAGAAAUCUUUAAAUAUUGCCUCGAAAUGAAAAUUCUGGAUCCUCAAACAGUGUCUAGUUUAGAGAAACUUGAAAAGUAUCCCAUUUAUUCAGAUAGCGAGGAUGAGAUGCAAUUGGUUAUUGAUGAAUCUCAAACUGAUACAAAUGCAGAAGUUACUCAAGAUGCCAAAAAACUGCCUUCUCACACAGCAGCGCCUGAAAAGACAUGGCAACGUGCAAGAAAUAAUUCCUUUCACAAAUGCAUUCUUCGCUCUGACGAUGACCAAUGCUCAAUCCUCGUGGAUACAUAUCAAGAUGGAGCAGAUUCAAUGGAUAAUGUGAUCAAUUUGUCCAUUAAAAUUGAGCAUCAGACCGAGUUUGGAGCUGAAGAAAUGACCCACGAGGAGCUAAUUCACGAAUGGUGCUUGCAAAUGUUUAAUCCUCAAAGUAAAACUCUCAGGAUUCGCAUUGAUUCGCAAACACUGCAAAUUCUCUCUGUAAAGGAAGUCUCUUUGAAGAGAAUUGAGAGAGAUUUGGAGAGACUACACAAGAUCUCAACACAGGAAUUACUUCAGAAACUCUGGGGUCUUCUCAGUAUGAUGAAGAACUUUCCCACGCAGAACUACCUGAUGCACCAUGAUGUGGUUCAUGACAAGAAGCUCAUGAUUUACGUCAGCAGAGAAUGUGGAAUGCCUGAUAGGAAUUUUCUGCAACUCAGUCAACUCUACGAGGGGAUUGAUUUCAAGCGAAAACCCCUCCUUGAGCAACAUGAAUGGAUCCCAAUUGAUGAUCAGGAAGUUACUCUUUUCCAUGAGCGUGAAAAAGUAAUGCCCUGUGCCUUCCCGCAUUGGGGAAAACAACCCGGAAGUGCUGGUAUGUGGAAUGAGAAGAAAGCAUUGAAAGCCAAAUUCGAAGCACGUCUAAAGAAGAAAAUAGAAAUGCAGCAAGCAAUAGAAAAACGGAAGAAAAGUGAGAAGAAUCGAAAGAAAAAGGAAAAACGACGGCAGACUCAGAUGUUGAAGAAGCACCAAAAAGCUACAGAAAAGACGGAAAAAUUUGGGAAAAUGCUUGCAAAGUCCGGAGAUACAACAGCUCCAGAGUGGUUCUUUGACGAGGAUGGUCGAGUGAGGCUUCACACAAGUCCUGGUACAAGCCAAGAGACUUUUCCUACGCAGUGAAGUCCUGUUUCUGUUAAGUAGAACAAGAAGUGUUCUUGAGGAUUCUUAUAUUAAGUAUUUUAUCUAAAAAUUUUAAGUAUUUGUCCCGGAAUGCCUUUAAUGAAAAACCCAAUGGAAUACAGGUGGAAAAAUCACCUGUGUGGGAAUCAUUCUAAAAAACCGAGUUUUUAUCUUCCAAAGAGACUUUUUGAACAAUUUUAUUUUAAUAAAAAUUUGUCCAACUUUCCAAGAAUAAUAAAUAUUCUCGGAAAAACAAGUUUA
This is a messenger RNA of Lutzomyia longipalpis, 2519 nucleotides long. RefSeq lists its product as uncharacterized. Gene Ontology annotation, biological process: snRNA transcription by RNA polymerase III; positive regulation of transcription by RNA polymerase III; snRNA transcription by RNA polymerase II. NCBI's taxonomy places the organism in Eukaryota, Metazoa, Arthropoda, Insecta, Diptera, Psychodidae. The transcript is spliced from 3 exons. Gene Ontology annotation, cellular component: transcription elongation factor complex. The coding region runs from base 105 to 2258 and encodes 717 amino acids. The record is from RefSeq and is a predicted model, not a curated record.